This is a messenger RNA of Spizellomyces punctatus DAOM BR117, 2849 nucleotides long. RefSeq lists its product as uncharacterized. The record is from RefSeq and is a predicted model, not a curated record. Gene Ontology annotation, cellular component: peroxisome. Bases 9 to 2849 code for a protein of 946 amino acids. NCBI's taxonomy places the organism in Eukaryota, Fungi, Chytridiomycota, Chytridiomycetes, Spizellomycetales, Spizellomycetaceae. The transcript is spliced from 14 exons.
UGGCAAAAAUGCGAAAGGAAUCUACGCAUCUGGUCGUUACAAUAUCCAAAGUCUCGUUUUACAGUCCAGCAAACUAUUUUAUCUGGAUAUCCUUGCGGGGUCCAAAGGGAUUUGGUGAGACAACACACCGCACAGACGUGUCGCCCACAUCCUCCAGUCCUGAUUUUAAAGAAACCACCUUCCAUUUUGAGCUACCGGCAUCAGCUGUCGAUAAACGCAAGCAGAGUUUCCGCUGGCUCAAAUCUGGUGGACAGGAAGAUUCAUUUGAAUUGGUAUGCACAGCAUGCAGAAUCCGUCGAGAGAAAGGGACUGUGGAAGUGGUUGGGGAUAUUAUCAUACCAGCCCAAACCGUCCUCGAACGGCUUUUGGGCGGCGAGCGGCAUGUAUCGUCAUAUGGAUUUAUGGCUCGUACAGAUGAUGAUGAGCCUAUUGGAAGGGCGCGAAUCCAGCUGCUUGUAGAACCUGGCAAACCUGUAGAUAGUGCGGAACCGUCAAAGGAGGCCAGAGGUGAUGAAAGUGCAAAGGAGCCAAGACAACGUAAUCCUUCCAAUGGGUCGCAUAAAGUCUCCCAGGAGUGGGAACGUAUUGCAGAUGAGCAGAUGCCACCACUCCCAGCCAAAGUUGUAAAAAAGAAGGCUGAGCAUCCAACUUCUCGUUCGUCAUCACAUAAAGACCAUCCGCCGAACCCAGGGGGACAACGGCUGGUCAUUAUUGUACACAAGGUGUGGAAUAUUCCAUUCGUACUGGAUCCAGGAACUGGGAAGCGGAUGUUACCAAGAGCAUUCGUUAUUGCCAAGACGAGAAAGAGUGGACCAAAGCAGAAGGCCGCUACACCUCUUGCUCCCCCUUGUCGUGAGCCGUCCUUUGGAGUACAUCUCAUUAUGGAGCUUUCAGAGCCGUACGACGUGUCCCAUGGCUUUGAACUUCAGCUCACGGUAGCAGACGGAGGAACCAGGCGCAUUUUUGCCCGCUACAUUCUGCCCAUCUCCCGGGUAUGGCUGCCAUCUCAUCGACAGGUGACUCUCCUCUUAAAGUCCAACAUGGAAGACAAUGAUCCGUCGCCCCACCUAUUAGUGAGCUUGACAAAUCUGAAUCCUGGCUUUACGCGCACCAUUGAUCUACGGCGAGAGUAUGACAAGCCAGUAGUUGUUGUUGGCGGUGUGCUGAGAGAGUUUGUCAGUGAAACUUUACCGUCACCCAUGCGGGUAUAUGCUGUGCUGAAAAUCGAUGAUCCGAAGUACUUGCUUGAGCGGGAAGACAUCCUGCAGCAACAACUACAGCCCCAUCUCCAAUUAGAGUUUGACUCUCAUGGACAGCUACUCUCUGGUAAUCCCAUGGAGGACAUGUCCAUUCCUCACUUGGUAUAUCAAAACCAAUAUCGCAGUCGAAGCACGCGUGAUCAGUACUAUCAGAUAACGCCCUCUUGCGAGUCAAGCAUGAACCCAGUCUGGAGACAGCCAUUUACUUUCGUAUUGGAUCAUGAAGAUAUCACCGACCGAACGUGUCUCUGCAUUGAAUUCUAUCGUGAAGCACCACCACCUCAAGAAGCUUUUGAGAUACUGGAGGAGCAACGACCAUACACUCAGAGCAACGACCAUUGCUUUGGCUACUCUAUCAUUCCGUUGGAUGAACUAUUUCAGUCCAACUUGGUCAAAGGAGGUCAACCUAUUGUUCUGGAUGCUGUCAAAGUGCGAUAUUUUUCGCCGUAUUCCAAACAUCCUGUGACACGCAACGCAGAGAUCAGCUUGGAAAUAGACUGUCCAGAAGAUUGGAAACCGGUGCCGUCUUCCAAAAGCAAACAAUUUGGAACUGGUCCCUUGCACUUUAUGGGAUUUGACAGUUUGCUGAAAACGGUCAGAGCUCACCGCGGAGGGGCGGAACAAGUCAAACCUGCGUCCUUUGAAACGGAUCAGAAGCUGGACGUGAAGCAGCUUACAUUUACGUAUCGGGACAUCGAACAACGCCAGCAGCUUAUUGAUCGGCUGACCAAGGAAAUGGAUGCGAGGACAGAAGCGGUUAAGAAAGUUGGGCAGGAUCUUUUGCGUGUCAGGGAGAUUAAUGCGAGAUUGGAGGCAAAAAUAAGAACACUGGAAAACAAGCUAGACGAUGCAGACAUGCGAACUGCACGACUCUUGAACACAUCCGACCUAGACGUACUGUCAUCUGACGAACUCCGCCGGCGAUAUUAUAUCCUUCGUGGUCUUCAGAAAGAAGUCCAUGCCAAUCAAAGACUUCAAAAUGAAUUGGAAGAAGCUCAUCGAUCCACUAUUGAGAGAAACGAACUUGAGAAACGUUUUUUGGAGAUUCGGGAGGCACACACAGCUCAACAAGCCUAUCUCCAAAAGCUACAAGACAAGCUCGAAAAAGCAUCAAAGUUCAAACUCGCCAUGCAAAAACAGGAAGUAGUCAUCAAAAAGCUGGAAGAGUUGCUAAAAGAGGCGUUGCAAGCUGAUGUGCAAGGCGGGCAGACCCGUUUAUCGGCAUUUGUCCAGUCUGCAUGUCGUGAUCCCGAAACAUUUGAGAGUGGAGUUUGUAAACUACUGGCAGAGGAAAAUGUCGCGCUAUCAGAGCGGAUACUGAAAUUGGAAAAGCAGCAAAGCGGGAAGCGAGAUACAGAAACUUCUCAACCGGGAGCUGAAAAUGAAGAGACACGGAACCCCGAACAAGAAGAUGAAUCGAGAAAGGCGAAUCGACACGAGUUGAGCAUAAUGUCGGCACGAGCCGAGCGAGCAGAAGCCCGAGUUAAGGCUCUGGAAGAAGAGCUGGUGCGAAGCGCAAAGUCAUUUGCACAACAGCUUGCAGAGAUGCGAAUGCGGAGCAUCGGGCAAUCCAGGACGCAAGCCUCUUGA